Molecule: messenger RNA, 2289 nt
Organism: Hypoxylon fragiforme
Lineage: Eukaryota; Fungi; Ascomycota; Sordariomycetes; Xylariales; Hypoxylaceae
Product: cytochrome P450
Exons: 2
Coding region: 459-2138 (559 amino acids)
Molecular function (GO): heme binding; oxidoreductase activity, acting on paired donors, with incorporation or reduction of molecular oxygen; iron ion binding
Source: RefSeq, a predicted model, not a curated record
UUAAUAGUAGUUUGCCGACGGGUUAAACCUCUUACUGCACUAAUCCGAACUAAUCUACCACCCUUACAUAAUUGGCCUGUUACUCUUGUAUCAAACGGCGAGAAUAGACGUUCCGAGACCCUAUAAGUUACAAGUGCUUGGGUAUUCGCUUUUACUAUCUGCCCGUUCGCCUUUGGCACACCACCACCGCUUGCUAUUUAUUAUACAUUCUAUUUUUUGUUAAAUAUCUACCUUCUUAAUUAUUACUCUUUUCCCUCCAUUGCUUGAACCUUUAGUCAUAACCUUACUAAUGCAUGGUUUUUUGACCUCCCUAUACGCCUCCCUAGUUUGUUCGCUUCACAUAAGACACAUGAUCAAGGUCUGAUCGCUUUGAUAUACUCAUACCCCCUUUAUUCGUCUGCAGGUUAGGCCGAUUAUUCAAGCAUUGAGUGAAAACCUCAGCAUAAACGCUCUUCGCCAUGGCGUUUCCUUGGGGAGUCUCUUCUAUCAUAUCUCUUAUCUCAUCCUACCUCAUCGUGUCUAUCCAACCAGAAUGGAGCUAUUCAUAUAUGUUUCGCACAUUUAUCUCCGUUUGGUUUUUUCAAGUAUUUCUUUACGGUGUAUGGAGUGUCAUCUUAUAUCCUAAAGUAUUUUCCCCUUUAAUAGGCCUACCAGAGCCCAAGGGCGGUUCUUGGCUCAUGGGGCAAUUCGGGGCGAUAAGAAAAUAUCCCACUGGCAUACCUAUGAGAGAGUGGGUUGCUACGAUUCCAAACGAUGGCAUCAUCCGAUAUCUAAGUGUCCUCAACCAAGAGCGUUUGCUCAUAAGUGGACCAAAGGCCCUCGGAGAGGUUCUCGUAACAAAGAGUUACGACUUCAAGAAGCCAGGGGCUAUUCGCUUCGGUCUCGGCCGUCUAUUGGGCAUAGGGGUCCUCCUAGCGGAAGGUGAUGAACACAAAUUUCAACGCAGAAGUCUCCUGCCCGCCUUCGCCUUCCGUCACAUUAAAGAUCUCUAUCCGAGCUUUUGGAACAAGGGUCGUGAAGCCGCCCAGGCCAUGACGAAUGACAUUAUCGCCAAAGCAGCCAAGGGAACAUCGUCCCCAGAUCCCGAGAAGGCAGAAAAGACAGCUGUGAUAGAUGUUGGUGGCUGGGCAUCCCGGGCAACGCUAGAUAUCAUCGGAGCCUCGGGGCUAGGACGGGACUUUGGGGCGAUCCAGAAUCCGAAUACCGAGCUCAAUGCAAUGUAUCAGCGUGUUUUUAGCCCCUCAAAGCAAGGGCAAAGGCUAGCUUUCCUCGGGUCAUUCAUUCCCAACUGGAUACUCGCGGCACUCCCAGUAAAGCGUAACGAGGAAAUUGGUGAAGCGGCCAAGUUCAUCCGAACUGUAUGUCGCGAUCUGAUCAGGGAGAAGAAGGAGACGAUAGCGCGCAAGGAGGUUGCGGGCCGCGAUAUCCUCUCCGUGGCUCUCGAGUCCGGUGCGUUUGCGGAAGAAAAUCUGGUUGACCAGCUCAUGACGUUCUUGGCUGCCGGCCACGAGACGACCGCGACUGCGAUGACGUGGGCUGUAUACAUGCUAUCACGAUACCCAGCCAUGCAGAAGCGCCUACGGGACGAGAUUCGCGAAAAGCUGCCAUCCAUUGACGACGACUCAGGCCGUGACGUCACAAGUCUCGACAUCGACCGAAUGCCGUAUCUGAAUGCCGUCUGCAACGAGGUCUUGCGGUACUAUGCACCCGUUCCCCUCACCUUACGCGAGGCCGCAGUGGAUACCAGCAUUUCGGGAAUCCGGGUACCUAAAGGAACCAUUAUUGCGAUUUCCCCGUGGGCGACCAACUUCGACCGCGAGCAGUGGGGCCCCGACGCACACGAGUUCAACCCAGACCGCUGGAUGCCCAAGAGUGCCGACGACAAGCGGGCCGCGAGCGGCGGCGCAUCUAGCAACUACUCGUUCCUGACAUUUUUGCACGGUCCCCGAAGCUGCAUCGGGCUGGCUUUUGCCAAGGCCGAGUUUGCGUGUCUGCUCGCGUCGUGGCUGGGCCGGUUCGAGUUUGCCCUCAAGAAUCUAGAAGAGAUGGAUGAAAGGAAUGUCGAGAUCAAGGGGGGCAUCACGGCAAGGCCGCUUAAUGGCAUGCAUGUUCAUGCUACCGUGGUGGAUGGGUGGUGAUGUGUAUGUACUUGACAUAAUAUACAAGGGCGGCAUAGAAGGUUAGGUUUGGGAUAUGGUAUGAAAUGACACGAUAUAACAAUGUAGAAUAUGGGGUUUGUGACGAUAUUGGAUGCGAUUAAGGCCCUCGAGUUUGGCACUUGAUCGCCGG